Molecule: messenger RNA, 489 nt
Organism: Stegodyphus dumicola
Lineage: Eukaryota; Metazoa; Arthropoda; Arachnida; Araneae; Eresidae
Product: ribonuclease H-like
Source: RefSeq, a predicted model, not a curated record
AUGGACUAUUGUAGCAUUAGUUUUGAUCGCAAUAAAUUGGACCUACAGGAAAUUGAAAUUUAUACGGAUGGCUCUGGCUUCGAGGGGGCAGUCGGUUCAGCCUUUGUUGUCUAUUUUUAUGGACUUGAGAUACAUGUAGAGAAAUUUAAAAUGUCUGAAUAUAAUUCUGUUUAUCAGGCUGAGAUGGCUGCUUUGAGGGAAACUCUUAAUUGGAUAUUAAGAGAACUUACUAAGAGACACUGUAUACAUAUAUACUCAGAUGCCCUAUCUGUGCUAACGGCUCUCUCCCGGCCAGAGCCUAAAAAUGAAAUUUUGGAGGACAUUAAAGAUCUGUUUAAAAGAGCAUUAGGAUAUCAUGUUAUCCAUGUUCACUGGAUUAAGGCACAUAUUGGACAUUCUGUCAAUGAGAGGGCGGACGCACUGGCAAAGGAGGCUGCCCUGGGGGAUGGUAUGGAUUAUUUUGAUGUAAGACCGGUAGAAGAAAGAUGA